AUGGAAGACCAUGACCCAGUACAUCUCCAUCAGGAAAAGUCUCAUCAAGAAUCUGCACAUCUGCAACCAGAAGAGACUCCAAUCUCACGAACUACAACUCACAAGACCAACAGAGUUCCUCAUAUGGAGAAAAGAGGUCUUCUAGCUACAUUAGUGGUAGUCCCGGAAUACGAAGAUGCCCGUGACUAUCCAGCCAAAAUCAAGUACCUUAUUGUACUCAUUAUUGCAUUUGCGGCCAUCACUGGUCCUAUGGGAACCUCUAUCAUGCUUCCUGCCAUAGAUGAUAUUGUGACUGAUUUACACACUUCCACUUCGAUCGUGAACGUUUCUGUGGGGGUGUAUUUACUUUCAUUGGGGAUUUUCCCUCUUUGGUGGUCGGCAUUUAGUGAACGGUAUGGAAGAAGAUCAGUGUAUAUGAUUUCCUUCGGACUUUUCCUCGCAUUUUCUAUUGGGACGUCGUUAUCCCCCAACAUUGCUGGAUUGAUUAUAUUCAGAGUGUUGCAAGGUGGAUGUUCUGCUAGUGUUCAGGCUGUAGGUGCAGGUACAAUUGCUGACUUGUUUAUCCCCCAGGAAAGAGGGGUUGCUAUGGGUUGGUAUUAUCUCGGUCCGCUUAUGGGACCAUUCCUUGCUCCUAUCUUAGGUGGUAUUGUCGCACAAGCAUGGGGUUGGAGAGCAACUCAAUGGUUAUUGGUUAUAUUUUCAGGAUGUAACUUUUGUUCUAUAAUGUUCUUAUUGCCUGAAACACUUCGGAAAUCAGAAAAUUUACAAGCAAUUAGGGAUUUGUUAAGAGAAAAUAAAGACUUGAUAUUGGCAGAUGAAAGUAAUACUGGCUCAGAAGAAACGGCAUUGGAACGAGUAAUGAGUAAUCCUAGUGUACGUUCUGCAUUUAGUCAACUAUCCCAAGAAUUUGAAGAAAGUGAAGAAGAAGAAGGACCAGUUGUUGAUCCUGUGAUGCCCACCAUUUCUCGAAUCAACACCAACAAAUCAGUAGCAACCCAUCGGUCCCAAAAGGAAAGAUUAGAAGAGGAACUUUCUCGAGCUAUAACCAAUGCUACUUCUCCACAUAAGGGUCAAUGGAAAACCACGUUGUACGAUCUUACAAUUCGUCCCAUGCAUUCAAUUGUCCUUCUUCAAUAUCCACCCGUUGCCCUUGUCGUUGCAUUCUCCGCCAUCACGUUCGCUAUUCUUUACUUUUUCAACAUGACAAUCACAUAUAACUUUGCUCGUCCACCAUACAACUUCCAUCCAAUCAUUAUUGGUCUUCUUUAUAUUCCGAAUUCCGUAACUUAUGUCAUUGCUUCACUCGUGGGAGGAAGAUGGAACGAUUAUUUGUUUAAAAAGUACCAAAUGACCCAUAAUGGGGCUACUGUUCCUGAAUCACGUAUCUCCUGGAAUAUUGUUCUUGCCAUGGCAUUAUACCCUAUGGCAUGUAUAAUCUUUGGAUGGGCCUUGGAUAAAGGUGUAUUCUGGGUUGUUCCUUUGAUUGGUACUGCCUUGUUUGGGUUCUCCACCAUGUUGGUUAUUGGAGCCACCGUUACUUAUUUGGUCGAUACAUUGCCAGGUAAAGGUGCUACCGGAGUAGCAUUGAACAAUUUAAUCAGAAUGAUCUUGGCAGCAGUAGCUACAUUCAUUGUGGAACCUUUAUUGCGUGCUCUUGGUCCAGGAGUUUUGUUUUCGAUACUUACAGGGAUCAUCGUGGUAAGUUCGCUAAUUUUGAUCUAUUUAAAAAGAAGAGGUGAUUAUUUUAGGGAACAUUACGACAUUGGGAAAUAUUACGAUAAAUUAUAG
Molecule: messenger RNA, 1788 nt
Organism: Spathaspora passalidarum NRRL Y-27907
Lineage: Eukaryota; Fungi; Ascomycota; Pichiomycetes; Serinales; Debaryomycetaceae
Gene: QDR3
Product: Qdr3p
Exons: 1
Coding region: 1-1788 (595 amino acids)
Biological process (GO): intracellular polyamine homeostasis; transmembrane transport
Molecular function (GO): polyamine transmembrane transporter activity
Source: RefSeq, a predicted model, not a curated record